GAAAGCCAGAGAGUUGGCAAUGCAUGCGUUUAUUAUUGCUGUCGCCGUUGACCACAAUGAUUCGGCUAUACACUCUGUCACUUUCCUUUAAAAUCGCCAGAAGCAUCGGGUUUUGAUAAAUUACAAAAAAGCGAACAAAUAACAAAAAAAUUAGGCUACGGUAACAGUCCUACUUUUUUGCCUGUCUUGUCGCAACGACGAAGAAAACAAAAAAAUACGAGGUGACAACACGCGCGCGCCUUUAACUAUUCAGUGCGUAAAAUCGCGCGUGCGAUUUUUGGUAGCAGUAUUUAUCGUCGUUGCCUAAACCACAAUGGCGUGUCUCAAUACCCUGAAAUUGGAAAUAAAAACAUUGGAAAAAAUCUUCACAAAGAACCACGAACGUUUUCAGAUACUGAACUCCAGUGUUGAUGAGUUAACAUGUCGUUUUAUCGGAAAGAGUGGCAAACGUUAUGACAUCCAUGCAAACAUCACGGAAACUUAUCCAUCAUCACCCCCAGUUUGGUUUGCCGAAAGUGAAGAGACAAGUGUAACAAAUGCUGUUCAAAUACUAAGCAAUACAAAUGGUCGUGAUAACCAUGUCAUAAACCAGGUUGGCAUAUUAUUACGAGAAUUGUGCCGCCUACAUAAUGUUCCACUGCCGCCCGAUAUAGACAACCUCACAAUACCGUUUCAAUUGCCACCACCCAAUAGUUCAUCAUCAUUGAAUCAACAGCCUGCAGCUCAGAAUCAAAUUGAGGAUAUCGAAUCAGAUCAAGAUGAUAUCGAAGAUCCCAUUGGAGACAGUGAACAAGAAAGCGAGGCAGAUGAAGAUCUUCCCCUGGAAAUGGAUGAUGUUCGCAGUACGAAUAAAAAGGACGAAAUGGAAGUUGAACACUUAGCAACACUUGAAAGACUGCGUCAAAGUCAACGACAAGACUAUCUAAAAGGUUCAGUUUCCGGUUCCGUUCAAGCAACCGAUCGCUUAAUGAAAGAAUUACGUGAUAUCUAUCGUUCUGAUUCGUUUAAGAGCAAUAUGUACUCCAUAGAAUUAGUAAAUGACUCCAUAUACGAAUGGAAUAUACGCCUUAAGUCCGUUGAUCCCGACAGUCCAUUACACAACGAUUUGAUAAUGCUCAAAGAGAAAGAAGGCAAAGAUAGUAUUCUGCUAAAUAUAAUAUUCAAGGAAACCUAUCCAUUUGAACCGCCAUUUGUGCGUGUUGUACAUCCAAUUAUAUCAGGUGGCUAUGUCUUACUGGGAGGCGCAAUUUGCAUGGAGCUACUAACGAAGCAAGGCUGGAGUUCGGCAUACACCGUGGAGGCGGUUAUUAUGCAAAUUGCAGCCACAUUAGUUAAGGGCAAGGCCAGAAUCCAGUUUGGGGCAACCAAGGCCUUAUCGCAGGGUCAAUACAGUUUGGCGAGGGCGCAACAGAGUUUCAAAUCAUUGGUUCAAAUACAUGAAAAGAAUGGUUGGUUCACUCCCCCCAAAGAGGAUGGCUAAGACUUAAUGAGAUGAAGCAUAGAGCCCACACAUACAUAUAUAUUUCCACAGUACCCCACCAUCAUUAAGGCGCCCCCUAAAAUAACUAUCAUCAUAACUAUCCUCCUCGAAGCUGCUUGAAAUUGUUUUUUAUUCUUUGUGUGAAGUAUUUUGACGCAAAACAAAUUACCACCAGCAACAGACAGAAUGCCAACAACAACAACACCAUAAUUAUUUUAUUCUUCAUUAAAGUAAAAAAAAUGUCUCCUGAUGUGUACUCGCGCUUCUUAUUAUGUGUAAUUAUAAAUAUUUUCAUUGUAAUAGUGUACUACUACUCUUAUAUAUUUAUAUGUCAUUGAUGUCUUGUUUUACAACUACAUCUUUCAAACAUUGUCAUCAAUAAUUUGCUGUUCUCCAGCCAGCCAGCCAGCAAUACCCUGUAAUUGGUCGUAUACAAGAGAAAACGGGAAAUGCUUUUUACAUUUGGAUAUAAAAAAGCUGUGAAGCUAGAAUGGGAUAAACAAGUCAUUUCUCUCUUUGGACUUGCUAUACAAAUGCGUAUAUAUAUAAAAACAAGAAACAUACUAUCUUUAUCCCUUUUCGAUUAUAUUGCUAAAGUAGUUUGUAGUGUGUAAUAUUAUUUGUCUUUAAUAAGUUUUUUUUUCUUUUUUUUAAUUAUAUAAUUAUUUUAAAUUUGUACGUUUUGUAUUUUGUUUAAUUAUCCUGUUCCUCCCACCACCACAAUUGAAGCUACUGCAUUCAUUGAACAAUCACUUCAAUCAAAAACCUUCCUCCUCCACCGUUCCUCCAUCCUCCUUAUCACAAUACCAUGUACUCCAGAGUAGUGUUUUUCCAAGAUGUUUUUUACGUUUUUGGUUUUAAACAAAAAUGAGAAACAAGUAUAUAAAUAUACAUAUUAAAUAAUAAAAUUACUUAAAUUAUAGCUACUAAUGGAUAUAUAUGAACAAAACACAUGAAGUAUAUUAUUAAAAAAUAGCAACAAAAAUAAUUAUAUAUUUUUAUUUGUGUUUUGCAAACAAACAAAAAAGGAUUGAAGUUGACAAGAAAAAAAAAAAAACAAAUGUGGAACCAAACAAAAAACAACAAUAUCUGUAACAUUUAAGUUUUACACAUACAUACAAAAAGAAUAAAACCACGCAAGAAUUAUAAAUAAACAAGAAAAUUGCAAAAAAUACAUUAAACUAAGUUAAUAUUAUAAAUAUGCAACAACAACAUUACAGUAAAUAAAUAAAAUUAAUUUUAAAUUAAAAGCCAACCAGCCAACAACUAAUUAACUAUAAAGAAAAUAAAUAAGCGCAUUAUCAUAUAAACGCAGAUAAAAGCUAGGCUAUUGCAAAAUAUUUCCAAGUUAUGUGUAGAUUGCAAAGGUGGUGGAACCUGAAUAAAUGAAGAGAAUACUUAUAAAUUAGGUCCUGGGCCUUAAUUCUUGUUCUAUGAAGAUGUGAAAUGAAAACUUUUAUAAAGAAAAGAAAUGUCAAAUGAAAAAAUUUAUAAGGAAAAUAUUUUUCAUUUCAUAUUUUCAUAGAACAAGAAUCCAGCCCCUGCUUAUGUAUAUCGACAUGAAAGCAGCAAGUGUGAAAGAGAACCACAAUUUCACAUAUGUAUUUCGAAUUUAUAAUUUAAUCAAAAAAACAUUUGAAUAUUAUUUGGAAUGGUGUUUUUCUUUCCCGUUCAUAUUCGUAUCUACAUACAGCAACAUGCUCUUAGAAAACUUGUUUACGAUUUCUCACUUUUUUUCAUAUUUAAAGAGAAUUGAACUUCUGUGACCUACAUAGCCUGGAAAUAUCUUAUAAUAUAUCUAGAACAAAUAAAUUGAUUUAUCGGGAUAGUCUUGAAUAAUUUCUUCAAAUUUCUUCACUUUGCUUCAUAUUUGAUCUACAAAUGCAGACGAUUUUGAAACAAGAUUUUGUAUGAACUACCAAUGUUCAUGUAUUUUUGUCUAUUUUUUUUUUUUUUUUUUUUUCAAAUUUUCUCAAUCACAACAGCUAUAUAAUAUAAAUAAUAAAUAAACCACAAAUAAUUAUAAAAAAAAUAAAUGAAAAUAAUAUAAACCAUUUUAAGUUAAAAAAUCAA
This is a messenger RNA of Musca domestica (house fly), 3553 nucleotides long. Its product is annotated as ubiquitin-conjugating enzyme E2 Q2. NCBI's taxonomy places the organism in Eukaryota, Metazoa, Arthropoda, Insecta, Diptera, Muscidae. Gene Ontology annotation, cellular component: nucleus. The coding region runs from base 314 to 1480 and encodes 388 amino acids. Gene Ontology annotation, biological process: protein polyubiquitination. The record is from RefSeq and is a predicted model, not a curated record. The transcript is spliced from 9 exons. Gene Ontology annotation, molecular function: ubiquitin conjugating enzyme activity.